AUGAUGGUCCAUUCCAAGAGCUCGAUCAUUCUGUUCGUUGCCGUCCAUCUCCUGGGCUGUGCUUCCGCGCGGGAGAGCUGUACUUUGGACAGCUUCAAUGCAACUCUCGGCGGUCGCGUUCAGCCGUUGAGGCCUUUCUCUCUGCCAUGUUACUCCCAAUAUAAUGGCACGGCUGUGGCGUCGGAUCAAGCCGCGUGUCAAGUGAUCCAAAGCAACUACAGCGAUCCUUUUUUCAGGUCGAACUCCGCCAAUGGAUUCAUGUACAAUCAAGUGGAAACGUGCGCCUCCGACCCUUCAAAUCAAUGCCUCCUCGACAACACGAAUACUGCAAAUUCGCAGGCUUUUAAGGGCGACUGUAGACAAGGCAAUGUUCCAUCUUUGUCACUCGAAGUCCAACGCCCUGAAGACGUGGUUGAGGCGUUCAAGUUCUCUCGUUGUUCGGGGACGCGCCUUUCUAUCAAGAACAGUGGCCAUGACUUCCUGGGUCGCAGUAGUGGCGAGGGCACUCUUUCCUUAUGGACUCGGCACCUUCAGUCGACGCAUUACGACUCUUCCUUCACACCGACCGGCUGCAGUGGCCGGAAUGCCUCGACCUACAACACAAUCACCGUCGAAGCCGGUGUGAACUUCGACGAGGUCUAUACCUUCGCGCAUGCCCAUAACGUGACGUUCAUCGGUGGCUACUCUCCCACUGUUGGUGUUUCAGGUGGAUGGGUGCAGACGGGCGGUCAUUCUAUUCUUUCACCCGUAUAUGGGCUCGGGAUCGACCACGUUGUGGAAUACAAGCUUAUCACUCCCGACGGCCACUACCGCAUCGCCAACGAAUGCCAAAACCAGGACCUGUUCUGGGCUCUACGGGGUGGCGGCGGUGGCACUUUCGGUGUUGUCCUGGAAAGUACCCAUCGCGUUGAACCGCGCGUGAGUCUAAUUUCCGCCUACAUCAAGUUCCCUCUAAAAUCCAACUCGAGCAAUGUGCUCCCCUUCCUCGACAUUCUUGUGAAUAAUACUGUGAAAUGGGCCCACGAGGGCUGGGGUGGCCAUAUUAACGGCAACUCUUUGAUCAACGUUACCCCGUUGCUCUCCCUAUCCGAGGCAAAGGAGUCGCUCGCGGAUGUGGUUGCGUAUGCGACGUCGCAAGGUGGAACCGCAGUUAUUGAAGAAUUCUCCUCCUGGUACGGAUUCUACGAGAAAUACGUCGCGGCGAACGCCGUGACUGUGGGUAACACUCACUUCGCAGCAACGCGACUGAUCCCACAAUCGGUGUUUGAAACUGCACGUGGUCGCGCUGACCUGAUGAACUUCUUUUCCGUGCUGCUGUCCAAGGGUGGAAGCGUGUACAUUCCAGUUGUGGGGCCCCUUCUCUACAAAGACGCCAAGUCGACAUCUGCCACCCCAGCCUGGCGCGAGGCGAUCUGGUCUCUCGGAGCCGACGGUUUCUGGGCCUGGAACAGCACACUGCAGACACGUGAGCAGAAAGUGGACGAGCUCAAGUACAUGACAGGCCUCCUUGAGGAUCUUAGUCCCGGUAGCGGGGCCUACAGCCCCGAGGCUAACCCGUUCACCGAGGAUUGGCAGGAAGCUUGGUGGGGUUCGGAAAACUACGGCAAGCUGCUCAAGCUGAAGCAGAAAUACGACCCGGAAGGCCUGCUACAUUGCUGGAAGUGUGUUGGGUGGGAGGAAGCCGACGCGAAAAGCUCCUGCUGGGCGGCAUUCGACUAGCUAGCGGAGUAGUCUAUAGGCUAAUGUUUAGCUACACAAUGUAUAUUAAUGUCUCUCUUACGGAACACGGUGUACUCCAUAUGAACUUGCCAUGUUCCGAACAAUUUUCUUUCCAGUUGGU
Messenger RNA from Aspergillus melleus, 1840 nucleotides. RefSeq lists its product as uncharacterized. The transcript has a single exon. Gene Ontology annotation, molecular function: oxidoreductase activity; FAD binding. The record is from RefSeq and is a predicted model, not a curated record. The coding region runs from base 1 to 1719 and encodes 572 amino acids. Lineage: Eukaryota; Fungi; Ascomycota; Eurotiomycetes; Eurotiales; Aspergillaceae.